Scylla paramamosain (green mud crab) is the source of this 9063-nucleotide messenger RNA. RefSeq names its product zinc finger MYND domain-containing protein 19-like. The record is from RefSeq and is a predicted model, not a curated record. Bases 99 to 815 code for a protein of 238 amino acids. The transcript has 6 exons. Gene Ontology annotation, cellular component: membrane; cytoplasm; synapse. NCBI's taxonomy places the organism in Eukaryota, Metazoa, Arthropoda, Malacostraca, Decapoda, Portunidae.
CUUUACAGUUGUUUUGCUGGGCGGGUGUUGGGAGGAGGGGAGCGUCUGCAUUGAGACUCCUAGUGUUUUAAUCGUGGAUUAAAGGACUUCUUAACACCAUGAAGAUUGUGGCAGCAACUCCACCACCUUCGCAGCCUGUGAGCGGCUUGAAAUUAGGAAUAGUUCGACUAGGAAGAGCAGCAGGCAAGACGAAAUAUGCUCUGCUGGAUGAGAGGGACAUCUGCCUCGUCCAGCAAUUCGCCUUUGAAGCAAGAGUCGAGAUCAACCGCGACGGGAACGGAGCUGCAAUAUAUGCCUGGGCUUACGACAUCAACCGUGGCAGGACCUCGGGCCAGUACGUCCACGACCUGCUCUGGGAAACACACAGAGGAGGGAUUGCAUCAGGGUGGAGAGUAGUACAUCUAAACCAGGUUACCGUAGACAACAGAUUAGACAAUCUAGCGUUAGUGCCUGUAGGAAGCAAGCAGCCCCCAACUCCUUCCACCACCACCCCAAGGGACCAAUCUCUCUACUGGGUCGCCAUCCAGCAAUUACCUGCAGAUCCUGUGGAAGAGCAAUAUGGUGAUUUUGUAGUAACACGAUACUUUAAUGCAAAUGGUGAAGUAGUGGAAGAGGAAGAAGAUUGUUAUUUUGAGUGCCGAUACCCUCCCUGCACAAACAUAGAGAAAGAAUUAAGGGAGUUUUCAAUAUGUGGGAGAUGUCAGGAAGCAAGGUACUGUGGCACAUUCUGUCAGCAGAAGGACUGGCCGGUACACAAGAAACUUUGUAGAGAGAAGCGUCGACCGUGUUUGACGGAGCGGCCUCCUGAACGUUAACCCACACCCACACUAGUCACACCCUGGGUUGUCUCCUGUAUAUAAGCUGUGACCAGUCCUAUAGCAAGGACUCAAGGCAGUUCUCCAGUACACAGUGGUACACCAGGUAGAUUAUAUUGUAGGUGUUAACUAUAUCUUGACUUUAGUUGCUAAUAAGAUUGUCAUAAACUUUAUGAUAAUCCCAACUUUAAGGUGGAAGCUAACAUUCUACUUAUGCAGGUGUGUCAAGAUCUGUGUUUUCAUAUACCUGUUUAUAACAACAUGAUGGUUAAGUACGACUGUGAAAUGAUGGAAAUCUGUCUGACUGAGACUUUCAUAUAAUGUUAGAAUUGAUAUUUAUUGAGAUUUUUAUUUUAUUCUAAGUAAAAUAAAUUAGCCAUUCCUUUAAGUAUAUUUACUCAUCAGUUAAAUGAAAUUCUGGCAAAUGCAUUCUGAAAAAAAAUGGACUAAUUGUGCAAAAUAAGACAAGACCUAAUUGAUCAUAAGUGAUGGCGCAAGAAAUGGUAGGGUGUAAUGUUGGGGAGUCCUUUGUGCCUGAAGUGCAAUGCUUGCUCAACCAUUCAUUCCAUGGGAGUUGUGCAGCAGGGCUGGUGAAUGGUGGUGCCUAAUGUUGCAAUAGUGGGUGUGCAGAUAAAGAUUUGUCAUUAUUUUCACCAGAUGUACAAACACUUCUAAACCAUGUCCUGUUAAGCAUUCCUGUGUGGGAAUGGUAUUUAUUGUGAAAAUAUUUAUUCCAUUAACUUUAGUUUCCAAUGUCAACUCAGCAGCUGGAGGUGUGUUGUCCGUCCAAGAGUCACAGCUGGGAGAUUACGAGCUUAAUAUUAAGCUGUGGACUGAUGAGAAUGGUGGAAUAGUUAAAAAUCAUCACUGCUUGCUAUAUGUUAUGUCCUGCUUAGGGGAAGUUGGCAAUAUUUUGAGGAAUAGUAUAAUUUUUCAUGAAGUGCCCAAGGAGGUCCAAGAAGUGCUAGUCUUUUGUUCUUAAAAAAAAUGGUCAGCAUCAAAGACCUAAAAAUUCUCUUUAUAUAACCAAAAUUUUUUAGUAGGCAGGAAAAUCUACACUUUCAAACUUUCACUUUAAGGUAUGUAUGUAGGUGCAAGCAGAAUACUCGCACCUUUUUUAUGGAUUCAGUAAUCAAGUUGCGCACUUAUCAUGGCAUACUUUAACACCAUGCUUGUAUCCAGUUCAAGCUGUUUGUUAAGAUGUAUUUUAUAAUUCAAACAUAAAUAUCUGUAUUUAUAUGUAAUAUGAGACUAAUGCCACUUAUGCCAGUUGAUGGGAUGACUACCUUAAUGCCAAAAGAAUUACAACAAAGUUUACUGUGUUAUCAUUAUAAGUUUAUUUUUGUCAUGUGAUCACUCUCUCCAGCCUCUUUCCUCCAAGCAGAGCACAGACCUUGUAAAAGUGGUGAUAAAUGAGAUCAUGUUAAUACUAGCUAAACACUGGAAACCAUUUUGAAAUUGCUUAUAAAUAAUGCCAUUAAAAUUUUUAGAACUGAAGGUCCUCAGGAUUUAGUUUUUGUAUGACAACUUUCUAAAUUUAUCAUUUUUUGUUUUUUUCUUAUUACCAAAAGUUAACUAAUGUAUACAGCAUAGUAAUGGAAAACAUCUUUGCUGUAAAAAUGGAAAAAAAAAAUUAUACUUCAUAAGCAUGAGCCUUUUUUAUCUCAUAUGGGAAACUUUACUUUCUUUAGAAAUCUUUAUAGAAAUAACCAGUUUAAAAGACGAAAAUAAAGUAAAAGAUUUGACAGUAUUUAUUAUGUUAUAACAUAUCACUUAGUCCUUAAGCAACAACUAACUAUAAUGUUUAUGCUACCAAUUUUGUGUUAAUAUAUUGAUCCUCAAUGCACUGAUCUUUUCAUAUUAGCUUCUCUGUAACACAUGGUUUGGUUCAUACUUUCUCUCCAUACAUUUGGACACUUACACAUGUUUUUUGUUUUAAUAGUAUUAACAAUGAAGUAAUAAAGAUUAAAUAUCUUACCAAGUCCUAGAAAUGAGAGAAAGGUAGCCAAUGAUUACAGUUAUAAUUAUUGCUGCAUCAUUAACUCCUAACAUAAUAACAUGUUUUUACUGCAGUGGUGGAUGGUUCUUGUAUAGCCAUCUCAAGAAAAGGAGGGCAUGUGAUGGGCUUAAUCAGAGGACAGGAAUUUUUUUUUUUUCUAGGUAAGACUAUUGAUGCAUCACAAAGAUGCAAAAGCAAUUGCCAUCCAUGAAGCAAAUGUUUUCACAGCUCUACAUUCCUGACAGAUCUAUGCCAGUGGACAGGCUGUAUUAGUUUUUGAGGCAGGGGCUGAUGAAGCUAUGGUUGUGGUGUUUGCAUUCAUAUGCAGUUCAGCAAGUUGGAAUACAAGUCAGUGCAAACCAUGGCACAGUUACUGUACAGUAGGUGUCUAGCCUGCAGCAGUAGACUCAGGAAGAGUUUUUGUGUUUGGUUUCAUCUAUGGACUUAUUACUUUAGUGAAGCCUCUCUUGUUUCCAUAGGCAUUUUUUUUUUCCUCUUUUUUUUUUUGUGUGUGUGUGUGUAAUUUUUGGUUAGGGAUAUGCGCAGAGUACAAGUUUGCAGGUGUAUAAUUCUUGGUUCAUCUACAUCAUUCUGGUUCAUCUAAGUAACAAACUGAAAGGCAUUUAUUUUCAUGCAAAUGUAUGGAUUAUUUCUAGCACUACAUUUUCAUGACAACAUGUGUGGUCUCUAUUAUUAAGUUUAGUACAUCAGUUAUAUAGGUUAUAUUAAAAGAAGAUUAGUACAUCAGUUAUAUAGGUUAUAUUAAAAGGAGAGAGAAAACUGAAUAUAAGGAGUUAAAUGUGAGACAAAAGUGCCAUUUCAUACAAGUUACCCCCCAUCCUGCAAACAUUCACAGUAAGCAAUUUCAGAUAUCACUGAUUACCUCUUAUCAGAUGGUUAACACAACACAGUUUUGUUUCAUGGGGUUUUGAUCAAUAUUAAAGAAAGUCACAAUAUAAUAUAAACACCCACAUGAAAAUGUUACCACUAAAAAAUAAGAUUUACGUACUGUCACCUACUUAAGCCAAAGUUGUGGUCCUCCAAACAAAGUAGUACUUGUAGCUGACUUCAAAAUUUGUUAAUGAUGAAUGCCUAUUUUACCAUUGGAAACGUCAUUGACAAAAAUUUAUGUUUUGUUGGAAUGUUAAUGCAACCAGAGAAUUGCAUCGGAAACCAACUGCUUAUGAGGUGCAAGAUGGUUCUCACCCCCAUCUCCUCUCCCCCAUUGUCAUAUUUUAUUCUAUCAUCUGGGUGCUGUUGCUCUUUUUUUGGGUUCUGCAAACUUGCCUUUUACAAAAUAUCUCGAUGCAAUAGAGAGCUGAAACUACUUUCAGUGCAUUUGUCUCUAGCUGGUCUGACAACCAACAGUAUUAUGGUAUGCAUAUACAGUGGAAGGAGAGAAAUAUUCUAACUCCAUCAUACAUUUGUAGUGAACAAAACCCCUUCUUUCAUAUUAGAUCAGCUGAAUGUUCAUUCAAAUUAAAAACAAUUAGUUUUGAUAGUUGGUAAGUAAUGCUUGUUUUCUUGAAAACUAUGAACUACACCCACAAUUCUUUUACUAAUGCUAUCAGACUGAAGGUACUAAGUGUAUGGACAGUCUUUAAUCACUCCUUUCAUAAUCUCUCUUUCAUAAUCUGAGUCUCAUCACUCCUUUCAAAAUUAAUUCAAUAUCUAAAUGACAUCAAUAACUGCUGUCAUUGCAGGUAUUUUAAUAUAAAGUUUGUGUAAGUUAAUGAACUUCUUGUCUCCAUAUUCUACCAGAGACUAUGGUCAAGUUUAGAUUUGAAGUGUCACAUUCAUGACAGCUACUACUUAGUUUCCUCAUGAAAUUUUUUACAUGGCAGAAAAUCAAAUUGAUGCUUAUUGCCCAUGAUAGGUGAUCCUUGAAGGAUGUCUUCAUCUAUCCUAAACUGAAUUUUUUGUUCAAGCAGCCUGACAUAGGUAUCCAUUAAAGUAUUUUCACUUGUGUGACCAGCUGUGAGACUCCAUUGAUCUAUUAUUUCAUGAAAUUGUGCUUCCUUGGAUAUAUGCUAUAGAGGAGUAAUUCUGAGUAUUUAGCUAAGUUUUUAUCCUUGUAGAUACCAUUUCUUUGAAUAAAAUUACCAUUUAAGAUACUUAUUGAACACUGGAAUCUGAUGCAAAGUAAAUUUCACUUCUAUUGUUGUAUAGAGGCAAUGGUUAAUGGUUAACAAAUCAGGUUAAUCAAUAUCAAGUGAUUUGCUGUGAUGCAGGUCCUUGCCACUCGUCAUAAGAGAUUAAGGGCUGUCACUCAGGCUUUUUAAAGUUGUCACUAAUGGAAAUGAAACUUUACCAUCUCUGGUAAAUGUAAAAUGGCAAGAAGCAUUUUCCAUUAACUUAGUAAGAUUUAUGAGAAUGACAGCACAAUUACCAAUUUCCUACUGUUCUAAUAAGAGUUGCAGUUGGGGCCUUGUUACAUACAAUCUAGCAAACAUCAAAAAGUUGUUAGAAUCAGUACCCACAACAUAGGUAGUAUACAUAUUCUCCCAUUCCUCUGUUUUGAGAAUCUUUGAGAUACAUGAUCAUUGCCACCCUAGAAAUAUUAUGGAUCAUGAUCAUUGCCACCCUAAAAAGAUUAUGGAUCAGCUAUCAAAUUAAUUUCAGUGGAAAUUACAAAGAAAUAUGGAGGAAAAAUGUACCCAUUUUCAAACAUCACAUAUUUCAUGAGUACAUGAAUGGGUGUUCAUUAGUUCAGAUGUGAUAUUUUGAAAGCUACAAUUUUUCCAAUACAAAACUUAAACACAAAUUUGAAAACCCAUGUAAAUUUUUAUUGAAUAAUUCUCUGAAUAUAAAAUAACUUCCAGCAUGUACACAUAUGCAUGAUUGAUGGUAGUAAUAAAUAAUGAAAGUGCUUUAUAUGUAAAGCAAGCUUUUCACUGCAUGACCAUGAAAGAGCAAUGUCAUUAAGUGGUCUUCUUGUAACUCUGUGGGUUAGCACAAAUCAAAAUUUCAUGAUGUAUGUAUCCAGAUUGAAUAAGUUUCCUUAAAAAAAAAAGAUGUAUGUAUCCAGAUUGAAUAAGUUUCCUUAAAAAAAAAAAAAAGUCUUACCCUUCCUUGACAUACAUGGAGAAUACUGAAAUUUGCCUUCCUGUGAUGUUUUUAAUUUUCAUGUUUUUUGUUGUUAUUCCAUUGGUAAUGGCACAUUCAUGUGGGAUUUGUGAAGUGGACCUCCAAGUAAUUUCAUUAACUUUAAUUUUAAUUCUCAAACUGAAAGUAUAUGUAACAAAUACAUUUCCAUUGAACCUCAAGUUAAUGAAGUUCCUAGGAUGAUGCCAAACCUAAUUGCCAGUUAAGUGCAAGGAUAAAUGUAAAAAAGCUGAAACUAGAUGUUCAAGGACAGAAAACAAUGGAAGUAUUUUUGCUUCAAACUUGUUUUGUCAAAGAUAAUUACUCUCUCAAUCUGAUCUUCAGUAGAUGAACAUUUGCAUCAUGUAGUGAAUGAACUUUUACUUCAGUAGAGAAUAAGUUCUGAGGAAAGUGAUAUUUAUUAGUGGCCUGACAACAUAUGACAAUGACCAAAUUGCACUGGAAAGAUGAACUGACUACAUUAGAAUGAUUAUACUUCAAAUAAAUCAAGAUUUCUCAUGCACCAUAUCACAACUUACAGUAAAAUGCAAGUCUGGUAAAUCAGGUUUUAUAAAUUCUAUGAAUUUUUCUUCCUUUAUGAUUAUUAAUUUUCAUCACAUUAUUUAGUUCCUAGUUAAGAUCUUUGGUCCACAGUUCCUUUACAGUAAACCUUUUUGUUAUGUAAAUGGGAGUGAUGAAUUCUUUGUGUGACCACAUUUGAGGUUACCCAAGCUUAUUCCUUUAUUAUGUAUAAUUUUGGAGUUUGUUCAUGGGAUGGAUACUGAUGGAUUACUACUUUCGUAAUCCUCAAAAUAUAAAUAACUUUGUUUUGUGCAUUAUGAACAACUUAUGCCUUUAUGCCAAGUGAUAAAGAUCAUUCCCUUUUGUACAUUAUUCUAAUAUGUAAGGAUUCUAAGAUUGGCUUCAUGAUUUUUUUCUGUGCCCUCUGGCAUGUCCUAAUACUGUAAGGUAUACAAAAUCCUGUAUAAUAUUUGAGUUUUGCCAUUGCCAAAUAAUGCAUAAGCUGCAUAGUGAUAUCCGAGGCUUACCAUUGUUAAUACAUUCUAGCUGAUAUGCUAACAUCUGGGAUGUGGGAGGAUUCAGCCCACAUGAGGCUCUGUAACAUAAGUGGCUUGUAUGACUAUUGUGAUACAUCUUGAAGUCAUUUAUCUACUCCUACAUAAAGACAUUUUAAGAUUAUAUCUUCCCAGUUAACAAUAACUAAUAAUGAUACUUACAGUGAGUAUGCAAUACAGAUGAAUGCUGGACUUCCAUGUAUGUGCAUUAUGAUGGUCAUCUGUAAUGCACUCAGAACUAAAGUAACAAUUGUGCCAAAAUUAUAACUACUACAAUAAGGCCACGGUUUACAUUGUUGUGACAUACCAUCUCGGAAAGUGCGCUGUUAGCUCAUCUGUAAAAUGGGUUUCCCUGUUACAUGAUAAAAGAGCAUCAUCACACAGCAAGAACAUCAACCAUAAACUGAGAAAUUUUGUGUAUUGGUAAAUACUUCUCAUUUGGAUUGUAUUAAUUUUUAAAAGACAAUGAUUUGUUUAAUAUUGGUCUAUGUGCAUAAUCCUAGUAUUGCAUUCUUUAUAUGCCCAUUUGUUCCUUUAAACAGUAUUCAUUAGCAUUAUUUAUUUAUAAUGAUAGCUAAUAUAGUCAGCAGCUUCUGCUAUGUUGGGUACUUUACUAACCAAUGUGAAAUAUUUCCUUUUUACUAAUAGAGGUAGCAUUUUUAUAUAUUUAAAUUAGUUACAGUUAAUAUGGAUAUAUUUUUGUGAUGCCUACAAUACUAGAAUAGUAGGUUAGGAUAAUUAUUGGCUGCUCAAGCAGUGGUUCCAUGGAAGAUCUAGUUUACUUAUCUGUGAAAUUUGUCUGCCAGUUUUAUGUACACAGACCUCUGCAAAAUUUAAUGUUUACUCCCAUUUUUCAUAAACAGUACUUCAUGAAUGAAGUACUAAAUAGAUAUGAAAAUCCAUACUACUGUGUGAGCAGCCUUUCUCUCACAAGCAUUGAUCUCACAGUAAUCCCCUAACAACUAUUUCAUUGAGGCAUCUCAAUAGGGCAAACUGCUUUUUUUCUGCUAAACAAAUUCAUUUAGUUGUAAUAUAGUUUGGUAUUUCAUUAUUCCUAUGGACAUAUGAAAUUUAGUGUACUCACCAAUCAUUCCACUUAUGGUUCUGUAAUGGAAAUGUAAGAUUUCUGUAAUCUGUGUGUAAUGGGUACUCUCCGUCAGCUGAGGAUACUGCCUUGUAGGAUUUCUGUAACAAUAGAAAUAUUUUAUUUCACAGCUUUCCAGUUAUGCAGAAAGGUGUCUUAAAACUUAUAAAAUGUUAUACAAUGAUUACUGAGACAUUACUACAUAGCUCAGGUGUUUAUAAUUAUUAUAGCACAAACAAAAAAAAAACUAUUCAUAUAAUGCAUGUAAACAUUUGCAUGUAAACAUUUCAUUUAAUAUUUCAAGCAGAUAACAUCUUGCAUACAUGCCAGGUUUCAUGCAUCUGGAGGAGAAUAUCAACACCAUUAUUUUUAUUGUUAUUCUUUUCAUGGAAUAAAGUAACCAUCUCUUUAUAAAGGCUUGGAAAGCAAGGCCAAACACUCAAACAGUCAGAUCAGACUAGCAAAGGUAAUGAAACUCCUGACCUUAGUGUCAACUUUUUUGUCAGUGCCUUUCACAAAUACCAUAACCUUAUUAAUCAUAGCUUUACAUUUUGAGUAUGAAUGUAAAUCAUAACAGGCAUUUGUAGUGAGUAGCUUAUGACCAUUGUGUAGAGUUUGUGGAAAUUGAGAUUUGUGUUUGGUUGCCUGCUUUUAAUUCACAUGACCCUGCACCAUGGAUUUUUUUUUCUCAUGGAUGUGAGGGCACUAGCAAUAUUUAACAUGUUGAUAGUAAGAUAUAUUACUCCCAAUAUUUUCUCUUUGGGAAUUUCUGCUCUCUUAAUUUGAAACAAAGAUGUAACAGAUGCAUACUCCCUCCCACCACACACACACACACACACACACACACACACACACACACACCAUACAUACAAAUCUUGUGUUUAUAAAUCCCUGUUUUGUACCACAGGGAAUAAUUUCUUUUCUAAUAAGCUAGGUUAAUGACAAGCUUAGCUGAUAAUGACUUCUAGUCCUACUAACACCAAAUAUAUGUUUAUUAAUAAAAUA